This is a messenger RNA of Peronospora matthiolae, 132 nucleotides long. NCBI's taxonomy places the organism in Eukaryota, Oomycota, Peronosporomycetes, Peronosporales, Peronosporaceae. The record is from the annotation of a GenBank genome assembly.
AUGAUGGCCAAGCUCGAUGAGCUGGUGCGAGCAACUCGAGCACAGAAGGACUGCUACGAGCAAAAGAGGCUACGGUGGGUUCGAAAGCUGUGUGAAGCCUUUAGUUUGGAAGCCAUGCUGCCCCGUGGUUGA